Vigna unguiculata (cowpea) is the source of this 564-nucleotide messenger RNA. NCBI's taxonomy places the organism in Eukaryota, Viridiplantae, Streptophyta, Magnoliopsida, Fabales, Fabaceae. The record is from RefSeq and is a predicted model, not a curated record.
AUGCUUAGUGCUGGUCAUGUGUAUUCUGAAUAUGCGACGAACUUCCUACAAGAUGCAGACUCCAAGUCCAACACGCACCACGUCCUUGAAUUUGAUAGAAAUACCACAAGAUUUAGAGUGGAGGAGAUGGUCAAUCCCAGAGAGGUUCGUCCGGUAGGAAAAUUUGUAGUCAGGUUAGAUGAAAGGUGGUGCGAUUGUGGAAAGUUUCAAAAACUACAUCUACCAUGUUCACAUGUUAUUGCAGCUUGCAAGUAUGCACAUCACGACUUCAGCAUGUACAUAAGUCCACAUUACAGGUUGAAUGUCAUCGUCAAAGUAUAUGACAAUUUAUUUGGCGAGUUAAGACAUGAAGAAUAUUGGCCACCAUACCAAGGGCCACAGGUUUGGCCUCAUCCUGCCACAAAAAGGACUGAGAAGGGUCGUCCUAAAUCAAGUAGAAUUAGGACUGAGAUGGACAUUAGGGAAGGAAGACAAUCAACAAAGUGUUCUUAUUGUAGAACUGAAGGACACACAAGAAAUCAUUGUCCUAAUAGUUUAUGUUGUACUUUGAUUUGUUUUCAAUAA